Molecule: messenger RNA, 2701 nt
Organism: Amaranthus tricolor (Joseph's coat)
Lineage: Eukaryota; Viridiplantae; Streptophyta; Magnoliopsida; Caryophyllales; Amaranthaceae
Product: pentatricopeptide repeat-containing protein At3g09650, chloroplastic
Exons: 1
Coding region: 16-2442 (808 amino acids)
Molecular function (GO): protein binding
Source: RefSeq, a predicted model, not a curated record
CAUAACCCAUGACCUAUGGCCCGUAGAAUGUUGAACAACAGAACAAGAACGAGAGAAGACACUAUCCUCAACGUAACAUAUUUCCCAUCCACCAAAAAUUUCAAAACUCCAUCACUCCCAAAACUCUUCUUCCCUCACAAAGUUGAAUCAAUUGCUCUCCUUUCUACUCCCUAUUUUUCCCCAAAUGGGCCAAUCAUGAACCCUAAUUUCUCGCCUUCAUCCUCUUCUUCAACCUCCUCACCAUUCCCAUUAACCUCCAUUCCUUUCUCUCUCCCCACAAUUUUCCCACUUUCCUCCAUUGCAAUCUCCGCCAUUAAAACUACCACCUUCAAAUUCACCAACCCAUUUCGAACAACUGCAACAUCCUCUACCCCAAUUCAUUCUUUACAAACAACCCACCAAUCACAAGACCAAACUCUUCUAUCUCUGCUCCGCCAUAGAAAAACUGAUGAAGCUUGGCUUUAUUACUCUCAAUUACCUCAUCUUCCAAACUCUUCUUGCCUUAGUCGUUUAGUUUCUCAACUUUCCUACUUAAAUACCCGUGAAUCGCUCUCUCGGGCUCAAUCGAUUGUUACCCGUCUUCGCAAUGAACGCCAGCUUCACCUACUUGAUUCGAACUCAUUGGGAUUGCUUGCUGUCUCAGCUGUUAAAUGUGGACAUACCCUCUACGCCAUUUCCAUUAUUAAGUCCAUGCUUAAGUCCAAUUACCUUCCCCAUGUUAAGGCUUGGAGUGCCGUUGUGAGCAGGCUUUCGGGUUUGCCUGAUAAUGGCCCAACUGAUGCAAUUCGGCUUUUCCAGUCAGUUAUUAAGCGGGUUCGUCGGGUUGAGGAUCGGACCCUCGUGGCCCAAUCUUGUCCUGAUACUGCAGCCUUUAAUGCUGUGCUUAAUGCUUGUGCUAAUCUUGGGGAUUUGAAAAACUUCUGCGAGGUGUUCGAUGAAAUGCCUGGAUGGAAUGUUGUUCCUGAUGCUUUGACUUAUAAUGUGAUUAUUAAGUUGUGUGCAAGAGUGGAUAGGAAGGAUUUGCUUGUUUGUGUAUUGGAAUUGAUGUUAAGUAAAAAGGUUGAACCUUGUAUUACCACUUUGCAUUCACUCGUUGCAGCUUAUGUAGGUUUUGGUGAUUUAAGGACUGCUGAGCAGUUGGUUCAGGCGCUGCGUGAGGGGAGGAAAGAUUUAUGCAGGAUUCUAAGAAAGGCGAAUUCUGUUGAUGUUGAUGAGGAAGAUAGGGUGACGAAUGGCUGGGAAAAUGAAUAUUUAGAGAAGUUGAUUCCUAGCGCGAUCAUUGAUGAUUUAGAACCUUUGUUACUGCCAAGAGUAUAUUCACCAGAUUCAAGGAUGUACACAACCUUGAUGAAGGGGUAUAUGAAGGCAGGGCGAGUUGCCGACACAGUUCGAAUGCUGGAGGCUAUGAGGCGCCAGGAGGAUAGUGCUAGUCAUCCUGACCAUGUUUCAUAUACAACAGUGAUAUCUGCUCUUGUUAAAGCUGGCUCAAUGGACAAGGCUAAGCAAGUCUUGGCUGAGAUGAUAAGGGUCGGCGUGCCUGCCAAUCUGUUUACCUACAAUAUUCUGCUCAAGGGUUAUUGUCAGCAGCUGCAGGUUGAUAAAGCAAAGGAAUUGAUUAGGGAGAUGACUGAUGUUAUUGGGAUAUCUCCUGAUGUGGUUUCAUACAAUACAAUGAUUGAUGGGUGCAUAUUGGUGGAUGAUAGCGCAGCAGCUCUUGCAUACUUCAAUGAGAUGAGGGCUCGAGGAAUAGCUCCGACAAAGAUUAGUUACACCACUUUGAUGAAGGCUUUUGCCUUAUCUGGACAACCGAAACUAACUAGUCAGGUUUUCGAGGAAAUGUUGAAGGAUCCUCGGGUUAGAGUUGAUCAAGUGGCUUGGAACAUGUUGGUUGAAGGAUAUUGUAAGAUGGGUUUGAUUGAGGAAGCCAAAACUGUAGUUGAAAGGAUGAGGGAGCAUGGUUUUCAUCCUGAUGUGGCCACUUAUGGUAGCCUUGCAAAUGGAAUUGCAUUAGCUAGAAAGCCUGGUGAAGCUUUAAUACUUUGGAAUGAAGUGAAAGAGAGAUGUGCUCCUAGGGGAGAGGAAGACGCAAACAACUCGUCAUUACCGCCACCCAUAAAACCCGAUGAAGGGUUACUAGAUACUUUGGCGGACAUUUGCGUAAGAGCCGCUUUCUUCAGGAAAGCUUUGGAGAUCGUUGCUUGCAUGGAAGAGAACGGAAUAUCUCCAAAUAAAACCAAAUUCACAAGGAUUUACGUAGAGAUGCACUCUAGGAUGUUUACGAGUAAGCAUGCCUCGAAAGCCAGGCAAGAUAGAAGGAGAGAACGGAAAAGAGCUGCAGAAGCAUUCAAGUUUUGGUUAGGAUUACCAAAUGAGUAUUAUGCUACUGAAUGGAGUCUUAAUCCCCCUGGUGAACAACAGGACUAUGAAUCGGAUUCUAUCUGAACCGAUGAUAAAGGAGCUGCCGAGAUGGCAAUGCCUAAUACAGCUUACGAGGUCAUUAUACAAAAGCUGUAUCAGAGUUUAGAACUAGAGCUUUCAUCAACUAAUACUUCUGUAGUUCUGUAGUACUAGAUUUUCGUUGUUUCAUUUGUACAGUACGUGAAAACUUGGAUAACUAAAACAGAAGCACUUGUAAUUUUAUACAAUGGAUUUGUAUCUUUUGUACGACUACAAUAAUAUAUACAUUUGAUUGAAUUGUGCC